AUGUCGAAUGUAUCCGUCGGUUCGGCCGAUGCCGCGUUUGUGACGACGGCGACCGACGUUCUCAACGAGUACAACCGUCGAGGCAACAUGUACGAUGCAAAGCUGCAAUUCCACAAGCUUCUCGACGACUUGCAAUCUCCCGCGGUCUGUGAUCGUAUCAGGAGAGCUAGGAUGGGAACGACCCAGACGGUCCAGAGUUUCGAGAAGGAACACUUGGAGUCGUACGUUGUCUUCCAGCUGGCAAUGUCCAUGUCUCCCCUGGCCUUUCGAUCCGUUCUCUCGGGCACAGUUGACGAGCGGCACUUGGUAUUCUGCCACUGGCCUGGCCCUGGGGUCUACGCUGUCGGCGUGGCGGUUGACGGGCGCGGCGGCAAGUUCCUCUCCGCGCGAGAGAUUGAGACUCUCGCACAAGGCGUCGAGAGGUAUUCCGCCGGCUACGACACCCUCAAGACCGCCCCCCCAGCAGCGAAUCGGGGCUUAGAAGCGGGCUGUCAACAAUUCAACGACCCGGAGCAGCAGCGCGUUCUCGUGUUUGCAGAGAGGCUCCGCGAGCGGGCCAGGCUGCUCAUGACUGUUGACCCGACCGGCAACGUGGUCCAAGUGCAGAGUUCGCUGUACAUUGGUCGCUCAGACAAGCUCGAGAACCGGACCAAGGACUACCAGGUGCCCGUCCGCCUCGGCGGCAUCAACAAGCUUCUCGUGCUCACACUGAACGUCCUGGAGACGAUGAACCUCCAGUCCAGCCUCCAUGCUCGGCCCGUUAUCCGCAUCUGGGAGCGGCAUCAGCUGCCAUUUGCAGAGCGGCUUGUCGCGACACCGGCCGAGUCGCUGGUGGCCCAAAACAGCUUCAACGCCAAGGAAGCCAGUGGCCGAGCCAUCUGCAUGGCCAUCCAGACGGAGUUGAUGGCCGCCAAGGUCCAGGUGUUUUCCAUCAGACCGUUCCUGAGGCAACACCUGAGAGACGUCAAGACGGAACUUGAAGCAAGAUUAAAGUUCAUUGACGGCUUGAAGUGGCUAAGCCGCUCGACACUGAAGCAGAAGGCCAUCAAGACGAAGGAACAACUCGAGGCCUUCUUGGCAUUGAAGCCGAUGGCGUGGACCACAGCCGUGUCCAUGCUCCGGUCAAAGGCGGAAAGGCUUGACAAGCAGUGGGACACGCUGUUGCGCUUGAAGGUGCAGAUGAACUCCAUCAUGGACCUUCAACGCGCCAUGCUGCCGCCGUCUGAGGCAUCGCGCCUAUAG
Molecule: messenger RNA, 1242 nt
Organism: Metarhizium album ARSEF 1941
Lineage: Eukaryota; Fungi; Ascomycota; Sordariomycetes; Hypocreales; Clavicipitaceae
Exons: 2
Coding region: 1-1242 (413 amino acids)
Source: RefSeq, a predicted model, not a curated record